GCUAUGACUGGCUUCAGACUCCCUAUCACUACUUUUAGAAAACUAAAUGUCUGGUUUGGACUGUGGGAGAAAUUCCCCUCUAAUAAACUGUGUCUCUCUUGGAGGAGAAGUGUAUUCUGUAGCUGUCAAGCAAGCACAGUGAACUACAGAAGAUGUUUCAGCUUUUCCCCAGUAAAACUCUGUGCACUAAGACUUUCUCCAGAGUGUAUCUCAGUACUUUCUCUGCGGAACAAAAGUAACAAAAGCUCUAAAAGGAGCAGACAAACCGUACAACAAGAAGAGGAAGAAGAGGAUGAAGAUGAAGAGGAAAGCGAUUUGGAAGAUGAAUUUGAAAAUGACCCCAACGUAGUAAAAGAUUAUAAGGAUCUUGAAAAAGUUGUGCAGUCUCUUCGAUAUGAUGUGAUCAUGAAAGCUGGUCUAGACAUUGCAAGAAAUAAAGUAGAAGAUGCAUUCUACAAUAAUGAACUCAGGCUGAAUGGAGAAAAACUAUGGAAGAAAAGUAGAACUGUGAAAGUCGGUGACACGCUGGAUCUCAUAGUAGGUGAAGAUAAAGAAACAGGAACUGCUGUAGUUAUGCGGGUAGUCUUAAGAAAAGUAUCUAACAAAACUGAAACUGAAAAAUACAAAGUAAUUUUGAGGCGUUGGAAAAACUUAAAAGUACCCAAACAGGAUGUACUUAAGUAACAGGGGGUUCAUGUGGCAGCAUAAGAUUUUUGCAGAAAACCAUAUUUGUUGUUAAAUAUGAAUUUUGGUUAAACAAAAUUACAGUACCCUUUUUUAAGGGCUCAUGUCAGAAUGUUAUCUCCCUCUGCUGUGUACAUCAAUAUUCAUACAAUAAGCCUGUCACUUUUUGCUGUUAGUUUUGUUUCAUGGUACUGUAGGAUAAAAGAUCCAACCCUUACAUUGCCAGGCAGUUCCCUUACAGAUGUUAUAAAUAAUGAACCAAUAAAGACUAAUUUGAUCACU
Molecule: messenger RNA, 966 nt
Organism: Pelecanus crispus (Dalmatian pelican)
Lineage: Eukaryota; Metazoa; Chordata; Aves; Pelecaniformes; Pelecanidae
Source: RefSeq, a predicted model, not a curated record